AUGUAUUAUCCAAUGGUAAAACAAUAUGUCGCUAAAUGUUCGAUGAUAUCAUCUUGUGAACAAAAAAAAGAACAGAACAGUUUCGGAUUGAAACAAUCGCCUUCGAUAUUUGAUCGGCUCUUCAUCAAUUUUCAACUAUCUGAAACGUUCGAAAUACAAAUAAAUGAUACAUACACGCGUUGUCGUCACCCAAUAAACGACGAGAAACACGUAGUCAAGUAUUUGCUCGUCGAUUAA
Messenger RNA from Adineta ricciae, 237 nucleotides. The record is from the annotation of a GenBank genome assembly. Lineage: Eukaryota; Metazoa; Rotifera; Eurotatoria; Adinetida; Adinetidae.